This is a messenger RNA of Equus quagga, 1476 nucleotides long. It is a transcript of the gene FAM32A, whose product is annotated as family with sequence similarity 32 member A. NCBI's taxonomy places the organism in Eukaryota, Metazoa, Chordata, Mammalia, Perissodactyla, Equidae. The record is from RefSeq and is a predicted model, not a curated record. The coding region runs from base 54 to 392 and encodes 112 amino acids. Gene Ontology annotation, cellular component: nucleolus. The transcript is spliced from 4 exons.
GUGGCCCCAAACAGGAAGUGUGGCGGCUUCCCUACGAACUGCGGGCGGGCGCCAUGGCGGCCUACGAGCAGGUCCAAAAGGGGCCGCUGAAGCUGAAAGGCGUCGCAGAGCUCGGCGUGACCAAGCGGAAGAAGAAAAAGAAGGACAAGGACAAGGCGAAGCUCCUAGAAGCGAUGGGAACGAGCAAAAAGAACGAGGAGGAGAAGCGGCGCGGCCUGGACAAGCGGACCCCGGCCCAGGCGGCCUUUGAGAAGAUGCAGGAGAAACGGCAAAUGGAAAGGAUCCUGAAGAAAGCGUCCAAAACCCACAAGCAGAGAGUGGAGGACUUCAACAGACACCUGGAUACACUCACGGAGCACUACGACAUUCCCAAAGUCAGCUGGACAAAGUAGCUCCCAGCCUGGGGCGUGGAGUGGCAUGGGGGGCAGCAGGGCGCCAAGUCGGGGUUAUGUUUGGGGCCUUUGGUAUUUUUUAGAAACAUUCUUUUACACACACCCUUGUGUCCUCUGCUGAGACAGUGCUUUUCCAAGCAGUGUGCCCUAAAUCUGGACCUCAAUUAAAGUAAGACUGUCCUUUUACUCUGUUUUGGUUUCUCGGUAGGAGAUGGAUCUUUUUAGUUUGGACUGGAAAUUUUUGAGUUUAUCCAGAGAUAAGGGUGAUUUCUGUGUAAGUGCCGUGGAAAAGUGUCUUUGCCCCCGAGUUGCAUGUGACUCUCUUUGGCAGCUAGCCAGCUCUCUUUGCCUGGAUGAGACCGACUCCAGAGGAUGAGGAGUUAAUGCCAGCUCGGCCUGCAAUGUGCAGCCCCUCGGGGACCCCUGCGUGGGCUGCCCCUACAGGCUCCCUCUAGCUUGGGGCUUAUGCUGUUCCAUCCAGGGCUGGGGAGGCCACGUGCAGCUUCGUGGCCUUCAGACUGCCUCUUCAGCCACCUGGUGGGGAGACCUCGCAGCCAAGGAAGCACAACAACUGCCUAAGGAUGGAACACGCACCUCGUCCCUUUCUGAGCUGAGCUGGUGGCCAGCAUGCAGCCUCUUCUCCACUGUCCCCAUUUCAAACAUACCUGGUGGGUGUUGCCAUGGCAGACGUUACUCACCCAGCAUUCUUGGUAAUGGAACCCGGACACAGCCUGCCUUGCUGCCCUCAACCGUGGCCUCUAAGCAGCCCCCCGUGUUUAUUCGUAACAUGGAGCCUAUUGGGCAUUCCUGGCCUAAGGACACCUCAGGGGUGACAGGACCAGGGCAGAGCCCUGCAAGGACAGGGGUGCAGUCACAGGGGAGGACCCAAGUUCUGUGCUGGAGAGCCAGGAGCUUUGAGGGCCUAUGUGUACCCACCAGAUGAGGAUCAAGCUGCUUAUGCAACUGGGAGAACCGUAUGUGCCGACAUAGAUAGUGAAAGAAUAACGGAGUCAGAGGACAGCCAGCUGUUGGGUUUGGGACUGUCAUAUGUGAACUGCAGAAUAAAGCAAAACCAGUUAUGAAA